Molecule: messenger RNA, 4304 nt
Organism: Homalodisca vitripennis (glassy-winged sharpshooter)
Lineage: Eukaryota; Metazoa; Arthropoda; Insecta; Hemiptera; Cicadellidae
Product: proteoglycan 4-like
Exons: 2
Coding region: 610-3948 (1112 amino acids)
Biological process (GO): positive regulation of DNA-templated transcription; negative regulation of DNA-templated transcription
Cellular component (GO): nucleoplasm
Source: RefSeq, a predicted model, not a curated record
AAAGAGUUAAUGCGAAACAAAUUAUUUAAUGUAUUUUAGCUGUCAAAAUUUUAUCUGACUAGAUCAUCCAAUUAAUUAUGUUCAAAACAUUUUAAAAUAAAAAAAGUGCACACAAAAAUAUGUAAUUUUUAAAACAUAUCUUUAUGUUGGAUAACCGAUGUUUUCCCUCUCAAGUUGUUUUAAACAAUUUAUCCUUUCUCCUGUCCCUACACAUUUAUGUGGGAGGACGUGCAAUGUGUAAAAUUGUGUGGUUCGCAAGAUUGUUAAAGUUAGGAUUAAGGUUAAAGUACCAACGAUGAAUAAUUUCCCCUGAGAUUGUAAGAUCAAAAACAUGCAAUCUGAACUUCUCUGUCAAAAGCAAUGUUCACAGCACAUAUUCAGUCAAAAGGCACUGUUAUUUGUAAGUUGAAUAAUAUUUAUACAGUAUUUAGGCCACAGACACAAAAGGCGACUAUAUUAAAAAUUAAAACGUAAAUAGAGAAAUAUCAUCACUUAGUGUAUGUCUUUAAUGAUUCUUCAUAACAUUAAUUGAAGUAAGUAGUUAAUUACAUUCCAACUGUUAUUACCAUCAUUUAUGUUCUGAUAACAAUCACCUGUAAUGUGUGUUUUAUGCUUCCAGGACUUCAGUUCUUCGUCUCCGCCACUGCGUGGUAUUGUAAGCUGUGUGACACAUGGAUCGGUGAUCUUCACUGUGCAUCUGUCCACCUCAAGUCUGCUCUGCAUUCUGAAAAAUAUUCUGCUUUCACGGAAACUAAUCCUCACUGGGAAGUUGACUGGCUUGCUAGAAGAACUCGUGCUUAUGAGCAAACUGCUGAAGAUCGGAGUCGGAUAGAUGUCAGCAAACAGCAGAUAAGUAAGCAUAUAAAAAAUGAAUCAUCACAGUCUCCUUCACUAUCAGAAUUAAUCAGAAGUGAUGGCAUUGUACUUAAGUCAGAUAAAUCAAAACUGGUGAAGACAGCAAGUGAACAACUUAUGUCAGCUCUUCAAGAUAGUACAGAGAAAGACAAUGAAAAACAUACGAAAGAAUCAUCAGGUAAACGGAAAAAAAAGUCACGGUCAACCUCUUCUAGCUCUAGUUCAAGUUCAAGCUCUUCCAGUAGCUCUUCUUCUUCUGAUUUUAAAUUAAAAAAUAUUGAGGAUGAAAGUAUCAGAAUUGCUAUGAGGAAAAAGAAAAAUAAAAUUAAUGAAUCUACUCCACAACAUUUAAUUCUUCCUGAGAUUCAAAAAUUAAAGAGUAAGUGGGAUUCUCCUGAAAAAGAAAUGAUUGAAAAUGUAAUUAACAAAGAAGGAACAUUAGAAACCAUGGCUGGAGAUGAUAAGUUGCUUAGAGAAUGGAUGGAAAUAGCUAAUAAACCAAAUCCUGAUGAACAGAUUUUAAAUGAAUUGUCUAAUCGAAUGAAGUUAAAACAACAGAUUGAUAAAUCUAUUAAAAAACUUAAUGCCAUUGAGAAGCAAAAAGCAGAUAGGGAGGAAAGGCUUAGAAAUCACCACGAAGAUAGAAGGAAAAGUUCUUCACGAGACAGAAGAAAUGAAAAAUCAGAUAGAUAUGAAAAGAGAAAAGAUAACACAGAGAGAUAUGACAAGAGAUAUGGAAGCUCACAUAAAAAUAUUAGAAAGGAUGACAAAUCUGGAAGUAGUAGUAGAUCAAGUAAACAAAGAUAUAGCGACAAGGCAUCUGAAAGAGGGUAUAAAAAGGAUAGCAAACCUAAAUUGGAAUCAAAAUCUAUUUCUUCUAGACAUUCAGAUGGAAAAUUCAAAUCUGAAGAAGGUAGGACAAAAAAUGAAGAUACUGAAAAAAUAAAGGAGGAUAAACCAGUAAAACCAGACAAGUCUAUUGUAAGCCGCAAAGGGUUAUGGGUUCCUUCAAAAAGUGCACUGGAUCCUAAUGGCAGUAGCUCAGACAAUGAAGCAGAUGGACAAAAAUCUGACAAAAGUCCAUUUGAAUCUAGUUUUCAGAAAAAAGAGAUUAAAAAAACAAUUUCUAUAAAUGUAUCCAAAACAAAACUUCCAUUUAUUGGGAAGAUGCCUUUUAUGAAUAAGUUUGGGCCUAAAAAGUCUGAUGAAGUUCCACAAGGAUGUGAAAAUAAGGUAGUUGGUGAAGAAAAAGUCGAAAGUGAUGAAAUGGAAAAUCGUAAUUUAAUUUGGCCUAAUAUUCCUCAAGUAGAACAUCAUGAACCUGAACAAAAGGUUCAGUCUAAUGAAGAAUCCACUCAGAAUAUAAAAACUGAAAUUAAUACCUCUGGAGAGGUAUCAAUCCAGAAGACCAGUCAAGAUAAACAACCAAAUCCAAAUACUCUAAAUACUAAUCUUACUCCCACCAGCAAAGCUAAUAUAGAAGCUCAAACAUCUAUAAUGAUGCCAGUAAAAACAACUUUAGCACAAAGAGUAGCUACUGCCAAGAAGCUUGUAGCCUCAAUGACUAAAACAGAGCAUACAUCUGAUGGCCCAGUCGAUAUGGAAAUAGAUGAUGAGGAUAAACCAGAAGAAUCUUUGCCUAUUGAUUUUCAAACCACAUUAGAAAUCCUGUUUCCUGCAGAAAAUCCAGGAUCACAUAUAAUAGAAGUAACAGAGGUACCACCUAGUUCAGGAGAGGAUGUACGUGAGUUACAAACUAAAAAUUCUCCGAAUAUAUCUAAUUCAACAUUACAAUCAAAUCAAAUUGCUCCCAAUAUUAACAACCAACCUGGUCUUAAUGGGCAACCAUCUGUGCCAGGUCCAGUAGAACCCUCUGGACCAAACGUUGGAAUUUUGCCAUCACAGAUAGGAGAUAGAAACACACUAUCUACACAUUAUGAACAUUUAGGAUUGGGGCAAAUAAAUCAUAUGGCUUCAGUACCAGGACCAGUGGGGCCAGUCGGAAUUCAUCCAAGUGAUCAAGGACCUAUUCCAAUAGAUGUUAGAAUUAAAGAGUCCAGACCAGUCGGAACUGUGCAUGUGGGACAAAUGCAAAUGGGUUCUCGACCAAUUGAUUAUGGGCAGAUGAGCUCAAGGGCACCAGGGCCUGGAUCAAUGGAUUGUGGUCCAAUGGGGCCAGGACCAAUGCUUGAUCAUGGGCCAAUGGGACCAGGAAUGAUGGAUCGAGGGCCAAUAGGACCAGGGCCAAUGAAUCAUGGGCCAAUGGGGCCAGGAUCAAUGGGACCGGGAAUGAUAGAUCGUGGUCCAAUAGGACCAGGACCAAUGAAUCAUGGGCCAAUGGGACCAGGGCCAAUUGAACAUGGUCCAAUGGGGCCAGGACCAAUGGAUCGUGGUCCAAUGGGUCCAGGACCGAUGGAUCGAGGUCCAAUGGGACCAGGACCGAUGGAUCGUGGUCCAAUGGGGCCAGGACCGAUGGAUCGUGGGCCAAUGGGGCCAGGACAAAUGGAACGAGGGCCAAUGGGGCCAGGACCGAUGGAACGAGGGCCAAUGGGGCCAGGACUGAUGGAACGAGGGCCAAUGGGGCCAGGACCGAUGGAACGAGUUCCAAUGGGGCCAGGACCAAUGGGACUGGGACCAAGGGGACCUGGGCCUAUGGGACCAAGACCAAUGGAAUGUGGCCCAAUGGGUCCAGUACCAGUACGACCAAGGCCACAUGGACCUAUGAUGGGACCAGGUCCAAGACCUCACUUACUACCUAUGGGAGCACAACCUGUAGGUCCGAGACAAAUGGCUCCACCACCUCCACCUCCUGGAUUUCCAUCUGGUCCUAGACCAGUGAGCCCAGAUAUCUCAGCUGAAGAUUCUUUUAAGAAAAAAAAUCCACCGUCUCAGAAAAAAAGACAGCAAUUAAAACGGCGAAGAGAAGAAUUGGAAGCAAAAGAUAAAGAACUCAAAGAAAAGAUUGCCCAGCAAUUAGAGGUUAUUGCUCAAAAACAGAAGGAUGAAAAGGAGAAAGAAGCAAAGCAAAAAACUCUUGAUGAAUUGGCAAUGCUUGGAAUAGAUGAAAGUGAUUUAGCUGCACAGACUGUUUAAUAAGUUUGCAGUUUUAUGUUAUGAAUACCUAAACUUUGUAAUUUAUUUUUUACAAAAAACUUAUUUAUAAAAUAUUUUUGUACAUAAUGACUCUGUAUGUAACUUCUAUUAAUUAUAAAAAUUUAAUUUUAAUUAGUAAUAAUUCUAGCUAUUGUAAUUAUUAAUUAAUAUUUUGUGACAUUACGGGAAUUCACUAAGCCCUGAGAACACUGAUAUUUCUAUAUAAAUUUAUAGUGGUUCUAUUUAGUCAUAGUAAUAAUUUUUUAUGCUUACAGUAUUUGUUAAUGUAAUUAAUGUAUUUGAUUUCUCCUUUUAAAAUGUCUUGACAAGUUAAGAAUAAAAUUUUAGAUUUAUAA